AUGGCAGCAGAGCAGAGGAAGCUGUUGGAACAGCUCAUGGGAGCCGACCAGCUCAUGGGCGGCGCAGCCUCCCGCAACGCUCAACUCACCAUUACCGACCCCAAAGUCUGUCGCUCAUACCUCGUCGGUACUUGUCCGCACGACCAAUUUACCAACACCAAACAAGACCUGGGCCCAUGCCCCAAAGUCCACAGCGAAGGGCUCAAAGCGGAAUACGAAGCUGCAUCAGCCAGCGACAAGGCGAAGUGGGGGUUCGAGUACGACUAUAUGCGCGAUAUGCAAAAGUACAUUGAUGAAUGCGAUCGACGCAUUGAUUCUGCGCAGCGACGGCUGGAGAAGACGCCCGAUGAGAUUCGGCAGACUAAUAAUCUGUUGAAACAAAUCUCCGAACUCACCAAAACCAUCAACUCAGGCCUCCUCGAAGUCUCCGUUCUCGGCGAAAUGGGCUCCGUCUCCCUCGCCAUGUCCGAGCUCUUCAAAGUCCGCUCCGCAAAGCACCAAAAGGAAACCUGCGAGCGCGAACUUAAAAACUUGUCAGACACCUCGGGACCCUCAGGACACCAGAAACUGCAGGUAUGCGACGUUUGCGGCGCUUACCUCAGUCGUCUGGAUAAUGAUCGGCGCCUCGCGGAUCACUUUUAUGGGAAGAUGCAUAUGGGGUAUUCGGAUAUGCGCAAGACGUAUAAGAAACUCAGUGAGGAGUUGAAGGGAAGGCCGCCGCCGGUCAGGCAUGAUGAUGGGUAUGGUGAUGAGGGCGGUUGGGGUGGACGGGGCGGUGGUGGUGGGAGAGGAUAUGGACGGUCUGGUGGAGGAGGAGGCGGGUAUAGGAAACGGGGUGGUGGUUAUGGAGGAGGUGGUGGUGGUGGUGGUGGCAGAUGGUAA
Messenger RNA from Talaromyces amestolkiae, 882 nucleotides. RefSeq lists its product as uncharacterized. The transcript has 3 exons. NCBI's taxonomy places the organism in Eukaryota, Fungi, Ascomycota, Eurotiomycetes, Eurotiales, Trichocomaceae. Gene Ontology annotation, biological process: mRNA splice site recognition. Gene Ontology annotation, molecular function: mRNA binding. Gene Ontology annotation, cellular component: U2-type prespliceosome; U1 snRNP. Bases 1 to 882 code for a protein of 293 amino acids. The record is from RefSeq and is a predicted model, not a curated record.